Salvelinus sp. IW2-2015 is the source of this 1719-nucleotide messenger RNA. RefSeq names its product guanylyl cyclase-activating protein 2-like. Lineage: Eukaryota; Metazoa; Chordata; Actinopteri; Salmoniformes; Salmonidae. The record is from RefSeq and is a predicted model, not a curated record. Gene Ontology annotation, biological process: visual perception. Gene Ontology annotation, cellular component: cone photoreceptor outer segment; photoreceptor inner segment. Gene Ontology annotation, molecular function: calcium sensitive guanylate cyclase activator activity; calcium ion binding.
AUGACUUGUAUGCUGAUUUCAAUUUCCUCAUGUCACACUAUUACCAUGAUCAAAGAAAAAUGUCAAGUCAAGGGCUCUUCCUUUUAGGUUUAGUAGUCUAAAUUAGCAGUUCAGUUAGCAGUUUAACAUCUUUAUACCUAUUAUUUUGUUCACCGCCUGUCUGUUGCAGUAGUUCUAGCAGGUUGACUUGCCUUGGACUGACUGGACUUCUUGGAAGAUGGACAAUAGCAAAUCUUCUCGAGAACUCACUAUGAACUAAUUGAUCCAGACAGUAGGCAUGUAUUCCUAAUCCCAUGUGUCAUGUGAUCUACAUCAGUCCUUGCCCAGUCUCUACCAUCAGUGGAGAAUGGUCAGACAAGGGGUAAUAUAGUAACUCACUGUUUCUGUCCGCAGUGUUUUUGUUUAUGUGUGGUACCUUUAUGGAAAUAUUUAAAAAAUGUCAGUAAUAGUACAGACACAGUGGACUGAUUAAAAAGUUGCAGUUGUGAUGGAAAUGAGCACAUAGUUGGAAGAGCAAAAUAAUUUGUGGAAUGUCCAAAGAGUAGAGCUACACCCCUGACUGACACAACUUUCAACCAUGAGAGACAACUUCUUCAACUGAGGAGUCCAAUCAAACAUGAGCGACAACACCUUCAACUAAAGAGGCUCAUCACAGUAUUUGAGAACUAUUUCCGUGAUGGGUCAGCGACUGAGUGAGGAGAGUGAUUCAGACCAGGAAAUUGAUGUUGCAGAGCUGCAGGACUGGUAUAAGAAGUUUGUGGUGGAGUGCCCAAGUGGAACACUCUUCAUGCACGAGUUCAAGAGCUUCUUCGGUGUUACUAACAACAAGGAGGCGGCCGAUUACAUUGAGAAUAUAUUUCGCGCAUUUGACAAGAACGGAGACAAUACAAUUGAUUUUCUAGAGUAUGUUGCAGCCUUGAACCUGGUCUUGAGGGGCAAGUUGGAACAUAAACUGAAAUGGACUUUCAAAAUGUACGACAAAGAUGGAAGUGGCUGCAUUGACAAGACAGAGCUGCUGGAGAUUGUAGAGUCCAUUUACACACUGAAGAAAGCCUGUCAUGGAGAACUGGAGCAGUGUAACCUCCUGACCCCAGAUCAAGUGGUCGACAGAAUAUUUGAACUGGUUGAUGAAAACGGAGAUGGGGAGUUGUCUCUGGAUGAGUUCAUCGACGGGGCCACGAGAGACAAGUGGGUGAUGAAGAUGCUGCAGAUGGACGUCAACCCUGGGGACUGGAUCAGUGUAUGGCGACGCAAGAGCUCUGGAGCGAGCUCUGAAGCUGAACCUCUGAAAUAAGUUUAUAGACUUCUUUCAAUCAAAAUUUGAAUCCAUCUACCAGCAGCUUCAACUAUCCUGUGCCCUGCCCCUGUGCCCAGGUGGUGGCUGACACUACCACCAUACCCAUGGGGACUAUGGACUCUUGAGCAGAGGGGGCAACCGUUGCUGUAAUACCCUCUCUCCCCAUAACCUGCACACCACACACCAUAACUUGUUGCUUCUUUUAUAACUUUCUUUGUUUUCUCUUUUGAAAUCCCUAAUGUGUACAUAUCUGCGCGUUUCUGUUCCCACUGAUGGUUAUGUGUGUGUUCUACUGACCAUGAUUUCAUUUUGUAUGUGCAGUGUAAAGUAAAAGUGACCAGUUUUCUCCAUCUCUAUAUGGUUGAAAGACAACAUGCAGUGGCAGAUCGUAAAGUUUAUUUUGCAAUUAUGUUUUGCUAGGG